Messenger RNA from Cladophialophora immunda, 1535 nucleotides. RefSeq lists its product as uncharacterized. The coding region runs from base 57 to 1349 and encodes 430 amino acids. Lineage: Eukaryota; Fungi; Ascomycota; Eurotiomycetes; Chaetothyriales; Herpotrichiellaceae. Gene Ontology annotation, cellular component: mitochondrial small ribosomal subunit. The transcript is spliced from 3 exons. Gene Ontology annotation, biological process: positive regulation of translational fidelity. Gene Ontology annotation, molecular function: structural constituent of ribosome; rRNA binding. The record is from RefSeq and is a predicted model, not a curated record.
GCGACAAGCCCAAGAUCAUUCAAUGCAUAGGACCAGUGUCGACGGACUCCUCGACAAUGCCGCGCAAACCGUCGACACCGCUCAAGGUGAAGAAGAACCUUCUGGGUGAAGUUAAAAUCAGACAGUCAUGGAACAAAUACAACCUCUACAACCUGGCACGACAGAUGCCUUACUCGGGAAGAUCACAUAACUUUUUCAAACAAAAAUGGACAUCAAAAUCCCUGGCGCGAAACUACCAUGGUGAACAUAUCCGCGAGAAACAAUGGCUGCGAAUGUUCGACAGGAGGAUUCGGUCCGUGGUACCUAUGGAUGCAGAGUACUUGGCUUCCAAUGAUGGCUCUCUUGAAUCGGCUGGUCGUGGAUCCGGGUUGGAGGCAAGAGGGAAGCAGAAGACCGCAACACCAAUACCAUACAUGCAAAUGACCUUUGCACCGAUGGAGCGGAGAUUGGACACGGCCAUCUUCAGGGCCAUGUUCGCCAGUAGCGCUCGUCAAGCCAGGCAAUUUGUCGUACACGGAGCGGUCAAAGUCAAUGGCAAGCAGAUGCGAUACCCGGGGUAUCUGCUCAACCCUGGAGAUAUGUUCCAGGUUGAACCGCAACGAGUUAUGUGGGCGACAGGAGCACCCAAAGUCCCGCUAAAGGCGACAAAGAGCGAAGACGCUGGAGAGGAGGAUACUACUGGAGAAAUAUCAGCAGAGUCUGCCGAUGAGGAAAAGGCCUCUGAACAAGCUGCUGAAGAUGAUGUCGAUGUUGACAGAGAUCCUCGGGAGGUGCUCAAAGACCUACGAGCCAAAGCGAAGAGCAUCCUCGCGACAUCGAAACGAGAUAUUGGGGCGAAACGGAAGCAGGACCUUCGGGCGUUCUCCAUCGCCAUCAAAAAGCUGCUGUCACGAUCCGCAUCAUCGACAAUCCUCACAGACAGUCUGGAAGCUCAAUUUGCGGAAAUCCAACACCAGCUAAACAUCCGGAAGGAAAAUCAAGACGCCGGCGUGAGCAGUCUGCCUUCUGAGCCAAGUCCAAAGACAGGGACAGCGGCCGAAUCGGUUGCCCCAGAACCUAAGGAGGAGACUAUCCUGACCGACGCCGAUUACAACGAGCUCUAUGCAGCACUUCGCUCUAUGCAUGAGAACCCUGUCGAUGACUCCAAGCCUUACGCUACUCCGUGGAUGCCGCGUGAUUACAUGAGUGUAUUUGCCUUCAUCCCUCGAUUCCUCGAAGUCAACCACAACAUCUGCGCGGCAGUAUACCUGAGACACCCCGUUGCAAGACCAGGCUUGGCCGAGGUGCCCAGUCCCUACCAAGCUGAAGUUCAUAGUACAGCCUUCGCGUGGUAUUUGAGACGGAGAUAAAGGUCUAGCGUGAAUGCUGAGACGGACAUUUUGUACUACUACAGGCACUGCUGCAUGGCGAUGGGGGCUGGAUAGACUUGUGUACAAUGAGAAAAGUGUCUCAACCAUAAACCGGUCGUCUUUCGAAUUUCUAGGCAUCUCUAGCAUCUAUCUGCCUAGUAUCUACUCAUGAAAGUCUUACAAUUA